Molecule: messenger RNA, 2359 nt
Organism: Grammomys surdaster
Lineage: Eukaryota; Metazoa; Chordata; Mammalia; Rodentia; Muridae
Gene: Raver2
Product: ribonucleoprotein, PTB binding 2
Exons: 12
Coding region: 1-2022 (673 amino acids)
Cellular component (GO): cytosol
Molecular function (GO): mRNA binding
Source: RefSeq, a predicted model, not a curated record
AUGGCGGCGCGGGGAGGCGGCGCGGGGGGCGCGGGCUCGGGAUCCGGACCCUCUGCUGGGACGGCGGGGGAGGCCGCGGAGACCGCGCUGCGCCCGGGGGAGGUGGCUGCGCUGCACCCCCAGGAGGUGGCUGCACGGCUGCAACGGAUGCGACGGGAGCUGAGCAACCGGCGGAAAAUCCUGGUGAAAAACCUGCCCCAGGACAGCAGCUCUCAGGAGGUUCAUGAGUUAUUACAGGACUAUGAGCUAAAGUAUUGCUAUGUGGACAGGAAUAAACGAACAGCUUUUGUUACCUUAUUGAACGGGGAGCAAGCGCAGAGUGCAAUUCAGAGGUUUCAUCAGUUUUCUUUCCGAGGCAGAGAGUUGACGGUGCAGCUGCAGCCCACAGACGCUCUGUUGUGCAUCACCAACCUGCCCGUCUCCUUCACGUUAGAAGAGUUUGAAGAACUUGUCCGUGCCUAUGGCAACAUCGAGAGAUGUUUUUUGGUCUACAGUGAAGUUACUGGCCACUCCAAAGGCUACGGGUUUGUUGAGUACAUGAAAAAGGACUUUGCUGCCAAGGCCAGACUGGAGCUACUGGGCAGGCAGAUGGGAGCCUCGGCACUCUUCGCACAGUGGAUGGAUGUUAAUCUCCUGGCCUCGGAGCUCAUCCAUUCUAAGUGCCUUUGUAUAGAUAAACUCCCCAGUGACUACAGCGAUUCAGAAGAGCUCUUGCAACUUUUUUCCAGUAUCCAUAAACCUGUGUUUUGCCAGCUUGCACAGGAUGAAGGAAGUCACGGUGGUGGCUUUGCAGUGGUUGAAUAUAGCACUGCAGAGCACGCUGAAGAGGUUCAGCAGGUGGCAGAUGGCAUCACCAUCAAGGGGAGCCAAGUUCAGCUGUCCUUCUGCGCCCCAGGAGCACCAGGGCGGAGCACUCUAGCGGUCCUCAUAGCGGCUCAGCGCUCGAUGCACAGUAAUCAGAAGGGGUUACUGCCAGAACCCAAUCCAGUACAGAUUCUGAAGAGCUUAAACAAUCCUGCCAUGUUACAAGUUCUUCUGCAGCCCCAGCUAUGUGGACGAGCCGUGAAGCCAGUUCUGGGAGUCGCGCCCAGCUUACCUCAUCUGCUGAGUCCAUCCCUUCCCUCUGCGCUCUUACACUUCAGUAAAGCACAGCAGAGUUCAGCUGUGGGUAAUACAUCGUCCUUACUCCUUCAGAAUCUUUCUCCCUUACCCUUGAUACAGCAACAGUUGAUGAAGUUUGACAAUGCCCACACUAAUAAUAAGCCUGGCUUGCUGGGAGAGCCUCCCGCCAUGGUGCUGCAGCCUGCUCUGGCAAUAGGGCCACCGCUUCCACUGAAAACAGAUCUGGGACACCAUGGAGAACCACACAAAACGUCUAAUCUGAUUCCAACUCAGACGACACUGGCAGCCGGGCUGGGCAUGUUGCCAUUCUUCCCACACCAGCUCACUGCUGGACAAGCCGGGCCGGGGCGUGGGACCACUCAGGAGAAGCAGUCAGCCUCAGUGAGCAUCAGCGAAGCUGGUUUCUCAGGGUCGCAGCAUUAUCUGCAGACCUUCCCAGGCCUUCCUGCUGGAGGCCCAGUGACAGGCAACCAGAAGACACCACAAAGCCAGCCAAAAGGCACAGAGGCUGCCUCUAAGAAUCAGACUUCACUCUUGGGAGAACCACCAAAAGAAAUCCGGCUCAGUAAAAAUCCGUAUUUGAAUCUGGCAAGUGUGUUACCCAGUGUGUGCCUGUCCACUGCAGGUAAAGGCACACCACCGAAGACUGGAAUUGCGAGCAACAUUCUGGAUGCAAUCUCUCAGGGAAGUGAGUCCCAGCAUGCACUGGAGAAAUGCAUUGCCUAUUCUCCAUCGUUUGAGGAUUUUGCCCAGGUGUCCUCCUUGAGGAAUGAGAAGCGAGGCUCCUCCUAUCUCACCUCUUCCCCAGAAGGAGGCUCAGUAGAACUUGCUGGCCAGCACCCUCAGGACACGGGAGUGAGCUACACAGAAACCUACUUAAAAAAGAAGCGUGUGUACUAAGCUCGGCGUCUCCUGUCCACCUGCUGCGGCCCACCGCAGCGCCUGCUGCUCAUCUCUGCCUUAACUUCAUUCACACUAGCCAUAUCCUUUCAAUACGGGUGUCUGACUUCCCAGAAGGAACUGUCACACAGCAGGCAGAUCAGCCAAAUAUCCAACUAGCAAUAAGAAACAUCACUGGUCGAGGACAUUUUCCACUAGCAUUAGAUGUGUCUUAAUCCAUGUGAUAAUGACUCUGCUCACUGGAGAAUCAGCAUUCCAAUAGUCCUUGUUUCGGGCCUGGGAACAAUUUUGACAUCCUCUAUAAAGUCUGAAGCAAUAAAUGGGAAACUGUUUUGUU